Messenger RNA from Ochotona curzoniae (black-lipped pika), 1003 nucleotides. It is a transcript of the gene FNDC8, whose product is annotated as fibronectin type III domain containing 8. Gene Ontology annotation, cellular component: nucleus. The record is from RefSeq and is a predicted model, not a curated record. NCBI's taxonomy places the organism in Eukaryota, Metazoa, Chordata, Mammalia, Lagomorpha, Ochotonidae. The transcript has 4 exons. Gene Ontology annotation, molecular function: protein binding. Bases 1 to 972 code for a protein of 323 amino acids.
AUGGCAGCGGAAGCACUCUGUAAAGUGGGAGAUGGGGAAGAGGCCCUGCUGAAGAAGGAGAACCUCAAUCUUAUGAGUGCACUGGAACAGCUGCCAAAGCACUUUGUGAACCCCAAGUCUAUGAACCGCACUGUCACCACCAAAGGACUCCCACUUACCUCAAGAGGCAGUUUGGCUAACUUCUUGGAGGAAGAAACCACCAAUUUCGGGAAAUCAAUGCUGACGGAAGAUUCUGAGUUCAGCUCCGAUGACACCAGCAUCACGCCCAUGUCGUCCAGCCUGAUGAACCCUGUCAAACUGGCCGUGAGUCAGCCCAACAGCAGCUUCUUUGCAGGCAUGCUCGAGGGCGAGCUGAACAAACUCAGUUUUCCCUCCCGGGCCAAGAAAACAGACAAGGAUGACCUGGCCCUCUGCCCAUGCCCGUCUAAGUCCCAAAUGACCCCCGGGGGGCUGGUGGACCUCGACAACCCUGCGCUGGACACAGACACCUCCUCCACGCACUCCGAAUCCUCCGUGGUCGUGGAUGUGCCCGAGGCCCCAUUCAUCUGUGAGCACACCGUCAGCGACUCCACGGCUGUGAUCUCCUGGACCUAUUCCCUGGGCAAGCAGCAGGUCAGUUUCUACCAGGUGCUGUUGCAAGAAGUGGCCAAGAAAACGGAGGAUGCUGACUCGCCCAAGGCAAACAACCGCCCAUGGAUCUUCAACAAGAUCUUGGGCACCACGGUCAAGUUGAUGGAGCUGAAGCCCAACACCAGCUACUGCCUCACCGUCCGUGCUGCCAAUGCAGCUGGGGUGGGGAAGUGGUGCAAGCCCUACAAAUUUGCGACCGUGGCCACUGACUACAACAGCUUUCCCGAGAACAAUCCCAUUCAGAUUACCGUGCAGCGCCGGGAGCCCCAGCGGAAAACCGUGGCCAUCACGGUGGAGGAGAUGCGGAGGGUUGAAGACCUGGAACACUUAUUUCCCUAUUGAGGGGAGGCCACGGGAUGCCCCCAUCCUCCAC